Diospyros lotus (date-plum) is the source of this 717-nucleotide messenger RNA. RefSeq names its product agamous-like MADS-box protein AGL61. The transcript has 2 exons. NCBI's taxonomy places the organism in Eukaryota, Viridiplantae, Streptophyta, Magnoliopsida, Ericales, Ebenaceae. Gene Ontology annotation, molecular function: protein dimerization activity; RNA polymerase II cis-regulatory region sequence-specific DNA binding; DNA-binding transcription factor activity, RNA polymerase II-specific. The record is from RefSeq and is a predicted model, not a curated record. The coding region runs from base 1 to 717 and encodes 238 amino acids. Gene Ontology annotation, biological process: positive regulation of transcription by RNA polymerase II.
AUGGAAAGGAAGAACAGAGGUCGCCAGAGAAUCACCAUGACCAGGAUAGAGAAAGAGAGCAGCCGACAAGUCACCUUCUCUAAGCGUCGUUUCAGCCUUUUCAAGAAAGCUAGCGAGCUUUCCAUUUUGUGCGGAGCUCAGGUGGCAGUGAUAGCGUUCUCGCCGGGAAAGAAGGCCUUCUCAUUUGGCAACCCGAGCGUGAACGCCAUUGUUGACCAGUUCCUGACUCAAAAUCGAUCCCUGGAAAUGGAUAGCGACCGGAUCAUCGAGGGUCAACAAAACACCACCAUGAUGGAGUUGAGCCAACAGCUGAACCAUGUGGAAAACAUGCUUGAGGUCGAGAGGCAGCGGGGCAAAGCAUUGGACCAGAUGAGGACCACUAGUCGGGGAGAAUUCUUGUGGAAGGAACCGAUCGAUAAGAUGAACAUGGAGCAACUAGAGCAAAUGAAGACGGCCAUGGAGGAUCUAAAGAGCAAGGCCAUCAACCAGGUGGAGAAGUUGACACAAGAGCAAUUAGCUAGUCAUUUCAAUGCUUUCAUGGCAGGGUUAGGCUUUUCGGGUGGCGGCGGUGUGCCGCCUUUUCAUGCAGGCAGAGCCAGCAACAAUCCUCCGUCGCUUCUUGCUGGCCGUGGUUUUUCUGGUGCUCCAUUUGAUGUCGGGGCUUCAAGCUCUGCUCCUCCAAUGGUCCCUGGAUUUAACCGUGGCUCUGGUCGUUGA